Molecule: messenger RNA, 3343 nt
Organism: Salvia miltiorrhiza (redroot sage)
Lineage: Eukaryota; Viridiplantae; Streptophyta; Magnoliopsida; Lamiales; Lamiaceae
Product: putative late blight resistance protein homolog R1B-14
Exons: 3
Coding region: 158-2812 (884 amino acids)
Biological process (GO): defense response to other organism
Molecular function (GO): ADP binding
Source: RefSeq, a predicted model, not a curated record
GAAUGUGAUAGUUCUACUUCACACCACACAACCAACUCUAAUUCACAUCCACACACCUUAUACAUUGGAGGUCUCCGUCAACGUUUCUCCCUCCCUCACUCAUCUCUCCCUAAACCACCAUCGCUUCUCAUCUCCCCUUCCUUUGAUUCGCUCAAACAUGGCCUACGCUGCUCUGUCUUCACUUGCCCAAACAACACACCGAAUCCUCAAUCACGAUCAAUACCUCAUCUCCCACGAUGAAAAACAACAGAUCACACUGCUCUGUGAAAAAGUUAUUUUCUUGCGAGAAGCUUUGCACAAGUUUCCAAUGCAAGCCAGCAGCUUGGAAGCAAGAAUCAGACGCUCCGCCAACCAAGCAGAGGAUAUGAUCGAGCAUUUCAUGUACGACCAAAUUCGGGAUCAAUAUAGUUCAACUACAAACAAUCCUCAUCAUCUUCACCAUGACCUAGAAAAGGCGAUGAAGAAGAUCAACUCAAUUUCCCGAGAGGCAGUGAACUUCACAGCGGAAGACUCGGCGGCGCUUGGUGAUAGUACCACUGUUCGGGCUUCAUCGUCAAUGCAGCUUGCCGGCGGCGUUACGGUCGGUCUCGACGAGGAUCUGCUAAAAAUCGCCGAUUCGCUCACCGGAGGUUCAUCCAGUUGCCAGAUCAUCCCAAUCGUGGGGAUGGCAGGAAUAGGGAAGACAACACUGGCUCAGAAGGUUUAUAACCAUCCGUUGAUCACGGAGACUUUCAAGAUUCGUGCUUGGGUCACAGUAUCACAAGAUCACAAGCCCCAAAAUAUCUUUUCCGACCUCUUAGCUUGUUUUAAAGAAGGGGGCAUUGAAAGACAUGGACAAAGCAAUGAGUCCAUGGACGAAAAAGUCCACAAAAUCUUGAAGGGAAGGAAGUACCUCAUCGUAUUGGAUGAUAUGUGGAGUCGAAACGCUUGGGAUGUUGCUAGAAAUGCUUUUCCUGAAGAUUGUAAUGGAAGCCGAAUUGUGAUAACCACAAGGCUAGUUGAUUUGGCUUCUUACUCUAGCAGCAGUCAUCUUCAUCAGAUGCAUUUCAUGGAUGAGGAUCAAAGCUGGAAUCUGCUCAAGCAAAAGGUGUAUUGUCCACCUGAUCGAGAGGCGAUUGGAAUGGAGAUUGCCAGAAAGUGCGGAGGAUUGCCCCUUGCAAUUGUGCUAGUUGCAGGUAUGUUGAGUACAGAGACUAUUGAAUUCUCAUGGUACCAACUUGUAGAGAAGCUAGGCUCAUCUUUGGAGUUGGAGAAGAUAAUAUCUUUGAGUUACACCAACUUGCCUCAUCAUUUGAGGUCAUGCUUCCUCUACAUGGCAGCCUUCCCUGAAGAUUACGAGAUUCGUGUCUCAAAGCUCAUCAAAUUGUGGAUUGCUGAAGGAUUUGUGGAACCAAGAGCCGGUAGAAGCUUGGAAGAUGGGGCCAUUGAGUAUUUGGAAGAUCUUGUCAAGAGAAGUCUAGUUUUGGUGAAAAAGAGGAAGUCUGAUGGCAAAAUCAAAAGCUGUGGUCUCCAUGAUAUGGUACGUGAGAUUUGCAGAAGAAGAGCUAAGAAAGAAAACAUUCAGCACCGCUUGAGUAUUGCUCAUCCUGAUCUAAUUCUCCUUGCUAGAACAUAUGGCUCAACUCUCCGUUCUGUUAUAUGCUUUCGACUAAUUACUGCAAGUUCGUUAGACAAUGCUCUACGAGUGUUCAGAUUGUUACGGGUGUUGGAUGUGGUGGAUGAUUAUAAUGAGCACCCGUUGCCUGCUCAAGUAUUUGACCUGUUUCACUUGAGGUACCUUGCUUUCGCGUGUCCAAAUGAGAUUCCGGCAGCCAUAUCCAGGCUUCGGAAUCUCAGAACAUUGAUCAUCUGUCCGAGGAACAGAUUUGGGCGUUACUCAGAGGAUGUGGUAUAUUUACCAUUAGAGAUCUGGACGAUGCCAUUAUUGACUCAUCUUGUUUCAUUUUAUAGCCCUCUGCUUGAUCCAGAAGGAGUGGCUUCUCCUCUGAAUAGACUGCUGGAGCUUUCGGUAGGAAGAAGGUUCGUAUGUACCAAAGAGAUUACAGAAAUUAUUCCCAAUGUGAGAAAGCUAGGAAUCACUUAUUUUGGAAGCAAAUUGAGAGAAAACUACCAGCUCCAGAAUCUUGUCUUUCUGCAUCAUCUUGAAAAGCUGAAACUAGUUAUGAAGAAAGGUUGUGUUAUCCCGCGUAAGAUUUGGCCUGUUUUUCCAGAGUCGCUGAGAAAGUUAACCUUGAAUGGUUGGCGAUUUCCAUGGAAAUAUAUGGAAACUAUUGGCUAUCUCCCUAACCUUCAAGUGCUGAAAUUGAGAAACGGUGCGUGCAGAGGCCGUACAUGGGAAACUAAGGAAGACCAGUUUCCUAGUCUGGAGUUUUUGGAGAUUCAUAAAUCCAACUUGAAGAAGUGGGUUACUGAAGAGAGCCAUUUCCCAAGACUGAAGCAGCUAGUGCUUUAUUAUUGUUCUCGGUUGAGCAAGAUCCCAAAUGACAUUGGAGAUAUACCAACACUUGAAUUGAUUCAAGUUGAUGAUGUUAACAAAUCUCUUGUACAGUGUGUGAAACGGAUCCAAGAGGAACAACGUGACAACGGAAACUAUGCCCUUGAAGUUCAUUGCACGCAUCGUCUGGGUUCGAACUCGAUGGCAGCCAAUAUGUCAGGCGAGAAGGUGAUCAAGACGUUGAAGAAGAUCAAUGCGAUCAAGGCUAUCAAUGUGGGCAUGGCGACCAUGUGGGACAGCCAAACUGUCGAGAAACUUAAUGCGGUCAAGAAUAUCCUAAUGGCCGGCCGAGGCGGCCAAGGCGGCCAAGGCAGUUGAUAAACACACAUAUUUCUAUGUUUCUAAGGAAUAUUGAAGUUUAAUUUAAAAAAAUGAUCUGAAUGAAAGUUGAAGAUCAUCUCGAUACGAGUUCUUAGGCGCAAACGGAUCGAAAAUCGAACAUCAGAUGAGAGAGGACACGCCGAAACAAAGUCACUGCACAAAAUCAAAAAAUGCACGCGCAACCGCUUUCCUGGGCCUCAUGGUUCACGAUUUCAAUCUGUUUUGGAUGAGCGGCUGCGUUUCUCUGAUGCCCCGAGACCGUGUGUGUCUGCUAUAUUUUUCACAGGUUUUGUCGAAUUUUAGCCCCAAAGUUGAUUUUUACAGGAGGACUUGAGACUUGCGUGAGGGCUUUGAACCAAGGAAUUGUUGGGAGUUAUAUAUUCAAGUGUGAUGCGAGGACGAUAGUCUUGCAUGUAGUAUAUGAUUUAUAUGUCAUAUGAGUGAGUAUAGACUUAAUUCGUGAUUGUCUUAGGAAGAAUUGAGUUUUCAAAAGAUUAAUCGAACUGAACUUAUUUGAUUUCUUGAAUA